AUGCAAUCACAGUUCCUCUUCCAUUCAUGUUUGCAGAGUGUCUUAUCUCGCUACUGGCAUCGAAGGUCCGAAAGAACGAUAAGAUCAGUUUCUUGGCACUUGGGACUCCCUGUUAUACGCGACUGUCCGCAAAAUUUAUUCGAAUUGCAUCUUAUUGCUCUUAGUUAUGUAGCGAGUAGAAACAAACGAUUAAAUAUUUAUUUGAUAAUACCGAGGAUAAUACAUCGGUAUUUGAAUCAAAUAAAUUUUUUUUUCAGUCUGAAUAAAAGAAAAAAGAAAAAUAAAAAGCUGAUCAUUUUUGUUUUAGGAAAGAAAAAAUUGGACCCAUCGUGCUGUCCAGUUUGCGGUGUAACUGUGAGGGCACAAGAAUUGGAGCAACAUUUUGUUCAUGAAUUAGACAAACUUUUUAAGUUGACCUCCGUUACACCACGUCCUAGACAAUCGAGAUCAGCUUUACCACCGGGUGCUCCGGAUCAUCCCCAUUCAUCUCUCUUACAUGCACCCUCUGCGUCCGACGGCACGCCACUGGGCAGAUGGGAAACUUUCAAAAGAGUCAAGGCCAAUCGACAAGGCAGAAUUCGUCUCAAGAAUCGGAAGAGAAAAGCCGACGAGCCAACUUGUCCGGUUUGCAAUGAACGACUUUCGGGAACACCGGAAGAAUUAAAUCAACACGUCGAGAGAUGUUUAAACAAACACAAUGGUAAUUCAACAGGAACAAAUGCCAAUGACGAGGAAGACGUCGAUGUUGAAGGCGAUUCUGAAACUUUCGAGGAAUACGAAUGGGCUGGACAAAAAAGAGUUCGAGCCACUUCAAUGCUCAUUGGCGGAUUUUCUGCUGCAGGAUUGGCGACAUCUUCGAGUAGUCGUAAUUCAGCAGGUGGUCAACACGAAGAUGAAGAUGUGGAUCUUGUUGUGGAUGGUGAUGAAACGGCUCAAUUUGGUCCAGCUCAGUAUUCGGAAGCUGAUGUUGUGGCAUUAAGAGUUGAUGGUGAUUCGCGGGAACAAAAAGAGAGAGACGCUCUUCGGGAAGCUGUGAUAUCGCCUAAUGCACUUCCACACACUCCUCCGGAUCAAUUGCGAAUGCAGAUUGAAGUUAAACCAGAACCUGGUUCGACAACUCCAUCAGGACAACAGAAUGAGGCUGAAGAAAAUUCCGCUUCAGUGUCUCCAAAGAAAGAAAUUGAAGCUCCCGUCAUUGAGGCACUUCGAGGACGAAUCAAGGAACUUGAAGCCGAGACUCGAGGGCAGCCUUUCAAGUGUUUGAUCUGCAUGGAGCCUUUCAAAAAUCCAGUGACCUCUGUUUGCUGUUGGCAUGUCCAUUGUGAACAAUGUUGGCUGCACACUUUGGGAGCAAAAAAACUUUGUCCUCAGUGCAACAUGAUCACAUCACCGGGAGAUUUGCGGCGAAUUUAUAUGUGAACCCGGCGAUUUGGUGGCCAGUAAAAAAAAAUUGCCACUCUGGCUAAUAUCCGUCAAGGAGUUUAUCCUAAUUUUAAACCUAACUACAAAAUUCGUGUUGUCCAAAAUAAAUUGGGACCGCGGCCGCUUGUAUAUUUGUAUAUUAUGUUAUAAAUUAACGAUUUAAAUACCGUUAUAAAUAUUUAGAGAUAAUAAAUUAACAUCUAGAUUGUUCAAAUAGAUAAAUAUUACCUAGAUAGACAGAAUUUUUGACACUGAAAUUUUCUAGAAACUGCAAUAAUUAUAUCUAGGCCGAAUUGCGAGACUUUUUUUUCAAGUUUCUGAAAAAUAAUCUAGGGUACUACAUUUUAGGAAGUAUUUAAUUAAAAUUUUAAGUUUUAACAUUUGUUCUCUAACUUAAAUAAUUAAAAAAAGAAGGUUUAUAAAAUGAUUUAUCGAUGAGAUAAACAAAUACAGCAGUAUAAUCUCUAUUCGCUUUUUUAAAGAUGAAAAAUUAAAAAAUUCUUUAAAAAUAACGUUUUUUCUUAAUAUUUGUGCUAUAAAUAUAUGUAAAUAAAAAUAAGGUAAGUGUGUGAAUUAUUAAAAAUAAAAAAUAACGAAUUUAUUAACACAAUUUUCAUUCAAAAAUGAAACAACUUCUCUAUAUACACUUUUCCUACAUAUUUUUUUCUAAUAGUAAGUGUUUAAAAAAAGUAAUUAUCAAUAAAACUCAAAUUUGAGAUUUUCUGCUGUAUUCUUCAAGAAUUUUUGCAUUUUACUGUCGAAUAAAUUUCGACAUUUUACAUGUAUUAAUAGGUACUUAUUUAUUAUCAUAUAUAUUAUUUAUGUAGUUUAUAAAGAUGUUUUCAAUGCAGAUUCUGUCUGUUUAGGUGAAUUUUCAUUUCCACGUCACUUUAAUCAAAGAUUAUCUUUGCAUUAUUUUUAAAAUUCUAUUCGUCGAUAUAAUUUAUUUUUCAAUGUGAAACAUUAUGUCCCAAAAUAAAUGCACAGAAUUGAAAUACACUGUCUUGAAUGUCCGUGAAACGGAAAUGGAAGUCCCAUUUUCUUAUUAGAAAGUAUUCAACGUUUAGAGAAUUAAAUAUAUCAACAUGUCACUCAGCAAUUCUAUUAAUAAAUCUUCGAAUUUUUCUUUUUAUUGUCUCUCGAUUGUCAAGAUUUGUAAUGGAAUUUUUGUUUCCAUUUAAUAAUCUCUGCAUAUAAUCAAAUAAUCCUGGUGAAAUGUGUAUGAAUGAUUUACUUAUAGAUUAAAAAGUAAAGACUGAGUGAGGAGAAAAACAUUGUUAAGGUUGCACUUGUACCUUUUUGCCGAAGAGUUUUCAAUUGUCUUAUAUAUUAAAAUUCAAAAUGACUUUUGUUUCAUAAUAUAUAUAUAUAUAUUUUUCAUAGAAUUUUUAUUGCAGAGUUUAACUCUUAAAGAGAAAAUAAACAAAGUGUCAAUUCUUUCCAUCACUGAGAAAUACUAUUUUUUCUGUUUUUUUUAUAUUUAUUUUUUUUUUUUUAGAUAGAUGUGCAUAUUUGCUCCACCAAUUUGGACGCUACGUGAAUUAUAUAUUUAUAGCCACUUUUCGGGACACUUGAAGACUUAUUGUAAAUACACAAAAACCCCUAAAAGCUGUGCUGUAUUCAAAAUAAAAUGACCAUGGAAAUGUAA
Messenger RNA from Leptopilina boulardi, 3070 nucleotides. Its product is annotated as E3 ubiquitin-protein ligase Rnf220-like. Gene Ontology annotation, biological process: protein ubiquitination. The record is from RefSeq and is a predicted model, not a curated record. Gene Ontology annotation, molecular function: metal ion binding; ubiquitin protein ligase activity. Bases 1 to 1419 code for a protein of 472 amino acids. NCBI's taxonomy places the organism in Eukaryota, Metazoa, Arthropoda, Insecta, Hymenoptera, Figitidae. The transcript has 6 exons.